ACAGUCCCUCAAACAGACGUGGGAAGGUGGGGUGUUGUAAAGUGUAACAAAGAGUGACUGGCAUUCCGCGGAUCAGGACCAGAACAACGAGUUUUAUUUGGCACAAGCAAAAACGGAAACGCAGAGGUACCCGUAAAUGCCGUACGGCUACCUUAUAAACAGACAAUUUAUCUUGAAAUUUAAGUAGCAAUUCCCGGAAUGACUUCCGACCGAAGCAACUGAUCACUAAAACGCCUUGAUUGAGACUGAAAAAGGAUCGAAACGCAGAGAAAUACCCCUGGAAGUCUGUUAAAUCCCGGCUGUUAGGACGCUCUCACCAACCAUGACUAUGCACUUUGGUUCUGCCAUCGCAACUUCUAUACGCCUAGUCUCAUUUGCCAUUGUCCCGUGGGUUCUUCACUGGUCAGUCCCGGCACUCGCUAAUCCUACACCCGUCGCCCAGGGUGGAUGGAAUUCCUUCGCCGAGGAGAGUUCCCAGCCGGCAAAGAAGGAUGUGGACAAUCCCCAGAACAACGAGUGCUUACCCAUAUGCAUCCAAGAGGGCGACCUCUUCUCAGACCGUACCUCCUGCAGUCACUUCUUCGUCUGCACGACCGUUUCCAAAUCCAACGGAAGCGAGGGCCCCGUUGAGGACACUGGCGUCACGGCCGCACAGGAUGAUGAGCCCUCUGCCCCUUAUCACCAGCUGGUUCUCCUGAGAUGCUCCUGCCAGAGCGAGGGAGAUGUUUAUAAUAGGUACCUACAGCGGUGCUCACGGAGAGGCCACUGUCACGUAUCUUGCGGUGAUCAUAGUCUUUUCUUCAGUGAAUGGAAAAGUGUCAGAUACAAUGGCCAUCAUUGUUCUGUAAUGCCCCUGCUUUCUACCUCGUUUGAUGCAGCAAAUAAAGUUCAUCCACAGGCAAAUCACCGAGUUCGGGCCAAUGAUGUUAUUACGAAGUUAAUGCCUAUUCAAAGAAGCCCGAUGCAGUCAGUGAUUAAUGUGCAUCUUUUGAGGGAGAAUGAGUCUUCAAACUCUACAUAUUCAGUAGCAUCUCUCCUUCCCUCUAUUACUGUAACAAACAUUCCAACAUACACUUCCUCCAAUACUCAGACUCAUCUUUUGGCUACAACUGCAUAUUCAGUUAAUACACCGGGCACAGUUACAGCAACAGGUCCACAGAGUAACUGCAACACAACGUUGAAUCCCGGACAAGCAGGUGCAGUUGAGAGCAGUAGUACUAGCACUGGCGGCACUCACUUUACUAAUACUUUGCUAGAUAUAACGUCACAGAACUACAGUUUCAUAACUGGAGUGACUCACAUGCCCCUUACCGUGACAGAUGAAAUCCCAUCACAAACUCCCCAAGGUUUUUCUUUUAUUACUGGAGUCACCCAAAUACAUACUUUAACAAACGGAAAUCAGUCACUGUCAUCUCAAGGUUAUUCUACCAUUACUGGGGUCACCCACAUACCUACCUUGACUACUGAAAGUCAGUUACUGUCAUCUCAAGAUUAUAUUUUCAUUACUGGAGUAACCCACGUGCCUACUUUCACUAUUGACAGUCAUUCACAAUCAUCCCAAAGUUAUUCUCUCAUUACUGGGGUCACCCACAUACCUACCUUGACGACUGACAGUCUUUCCCAAUCAUCCCAAAGUUAUUCUUUCAUUACUGGGGUCACCCACAUACCUACCUUGACGACUGACAGUCUUUCCCAAUCAUCCCAAAGUUAUUCUCUCAUUACUGGGGUCACCCACAUACCUACCUUGACUACCGACAGUCAUUCCCAAUCAUCCCAAAGUUAUUCUUUCAUUACUGGGGUCACCCACACACCUACCUUAAUUUCUGAAAGCCAGUCACAAUCUUCCCAAAGCUAUUCUUUUCUUACUGGGGUCACCCAUAUAUCUACUUUAACUACUGAAAGCCAGUUACAAUCCUCCCAAAGUUAUUCUUUCAUUACAGGGGUUACACAGAUAACUACUUUAAUUACUGGAAGCCUGUCGCAGUCCUCCCAAAGUUAUUCAAUCAUUACUGGAGUCACUCAUAUACCUACUGUAACUACUGAAAGCCAUUCAUCCCAAAAUUAUUCUUUCAUUACUGGGGUCACCCACUUACCUACUCUAACUGGAAGCCCACCACAGUCAUCCCAAAGUUAUUCUUUUAUUACAGGGGUCACCCAUAUAUCUGCUAUGACAACCAACCAGUUGCAAUCAUCAGAAAGUUCUUUUACUACUGGAGUUACACACAUCCCUACAACUCUAAUAGAUGAGAGCCAUUUGCAACCUUCACAAAAUUAUUCUUUCAUUACUGGUGUUACCAAUGUACAUAGUACUAUGACAGAUGCAAUACAACCAGUGCAAACAAUUCAGACGUCAACUGUUUUAGCUGGAGCUACCAAUAUAUUUGAGAUGGUUUCUUCAAUUAUCGUUAGCCCAGUUUUACCAGUUGUCACACAAACACUUGACAGCCCCUCGGUUACUUCUCCCCCUAGUUUGCCUACAUCAACAGAUAACUCUACACUUUCCUAUACAACUGUGCAAACUGCAGACGAUAAACCAGAAACAACUCAGAAUUCAGUAGGCUGCAGGCCCAAGAAGUGCUUAAUUCCUAACACUCGUUUCCCAAACCCUACAAACUGCACUAAAUAUUACAAGUGUGUACUGUUCCGAGGGCAGGUGGUUGCAAGAUCUUACAUAUGUCCCUCUGUCAUGCCAACCUUCAGCCCUACUCUUAUGAUGUGCCUCAGAGGAAUCAAGUGCCGUCCAAGCUGCCCUCAACAAGAAGUUUCCACUGUUUCAGAUGUGCCGCUAGCAACUACAACAGAGGCAGUAAAUACAAAAGAUCCUGCGGCCGGGAAGAUAUACUAGAGCGAGACAGAGCUUAGGUGGCUGGUAACCAUUGCAGCAAGCAAGAGGAUUUCAUCACUUGUUGAAGAAUGUAGGUUAGCCUCAAGCAAACAGUAGCACUAUUUCUCUGGAGUUACGAUACCUCAAAAUACUGUCUGUCAUAAAAGCAAUUCACUGUAUUCAAAUUCAGAGCAUCUGUCAUAGCCCUAACUAACAUAUAUUUAAAAAUUAGUAUUGGUUUUACGCUUCACUCCAUAUUGUAGAGGAGCAGUGUAUUCCAAAUGAAACAAUUGUAAUAGCUUUAAGUGGUCAAUUAACUAAUCAUAGUAAUUUAAGUCUUGUAGAAUAAUUUGCUUACAGCCAUAUGAUCACUCACAUGUUUAGCUACGCCUAUCUCUUCGUGAGUGUAUUAAUCUGGUACUGUAUACGAUUAAAUUGUCCUACAGUCAUCAUCAAUAAUAUGUAAAGGACAAGACUAUUAUUUUUACCCGAGUAUAAAGAGGGAAGAAUUUGAAUUUAUAAAUAAAACCUAUAGCAAACCUGAACACUGAAUGUUGUCAAAUUUACCUUAGAUUACAAUCCUGUACUUAUUAUUUUCGCCAAAAAUUAUCUAAGUAUGUAUAACUUUAAACUCAAUGAUAGUUAUUCUCAUUCUUUACUUCUUGGGCAUUAUGUACAAAUUGCAUGUUUCUUUAAGCAUUCUUUGAACAUUUAGUAUGAAAUGGUAAGGGCAGUUAUGUAACUAUAUUGAAUGAGAUUGGAUAUUGUUUACCUAAUGAUGUAAAUUAGCCUAUAAUAAAAUGAUAUUAGUAU
Macrobrachium nipponense is the source of this 3637-nucleotide messenger RNA. RefSeq names its product extracellular matrix protein A-like. The record is from RefSeq and is a predicted model, not a curated record. Bases 323 to 2845 code for a protein of 840 amino acids. The transcript is spliced from 5 exons. NCBI's taxonomy places the organism in Eukaryota, Metazoa, Arthropoda, Malacostraca, Decapoda, Palaemonidae.